AUGGCCUUUAACCAGUCUGAUGCGUUGCCAACGAAGGGCGCUAUGUCCCAAUUGGACACCGCAAUGCUGGAGACGCUGGUGCCAGGAUAUACAUUCAUUUCGCGGUUCUUCUUGUCAUAUCUUCACAUCGACUUGACGGCAUACCUGCAAUAUCUUGUGGCAUUGGCCGUGUUGGGUGCAGCCCUGAGAUACAUCCUUCAGUAUCUAUCGGAGUUCUUCAAGCAAUACCUCGUCUCAACGGCUGAGAUUCGUCUUGAUGAUGAGAUUUUCAACUAUCUCAUGUAUUGGAUGUCCCGCCAGCCACACAUGAAGCGAACAAAUCGGUUCCUUGCCGGUGUCAAGACCAAUGGCUACUGGAGCGACAACGACGACUCUGAUGCCGAGGACUCUGACGACGACGCUGGCGAUGAAGACUGGCAUGACCCCGCCGGCCAUGCGGAGCGUGCAACCUUCGAUGAGUACUGGGCCAAGGCUGUCAAUCGGGACAAGUACAAGACGCUGCGAUUCACCCCCUCCCAAGGCCGUCAUUUCUUCUGGUUCCAGGGCCGACCGUUGAUGCUCGAGCGACAACACCAGAACCAAACCGCCCGAUGGGUGCUCAACAACGAGCGACUAUAUCUGUCAUGCCUGGGCCGGGAUCCAGCCAUCCUCAAAACGGUGAUGGCCGAGGCCCAGCGCGCCUAUGUGGAACGCGAUGGCAACCGGACUAUCAUCUAUCGCGGACAGCGCCUUUCAUCAGGUAAUCAAUUUAUGUGGGCCCGAUGCAUGUCUAGAUCUCCACGGUCGUUAGAUACUGUCAUCCUCGACGAUAAACAGAAACAGGACUUCUUGUCCGAUAUUCAAGACUACCUGCUACCUCGCACUUCCCGCUGGUAUGCCAGCCAUGGAAUCCCGUACCGGCGUGGCUAUUUGCUGUACGGCCCCCCGGUACUGCUGUACCUUCUCAACCUGAAUUCCCGUGCGCUGGACGAGGACAACCUCUAUUCGCUUUUCUCAGAGCUACCUCGGCGAUGUAUUGUCCUUCUCGAAGACGUUGACACGGCGGGUAUCACGCAAAGCCGCGGCCGGUCUGUUGUCGGCAAGACACCUAUCCCCAAGGACAAUCAGCCAGAGGCCGGAAUUCUCCCAGAGGCCCCGGAGGAUCCGCCCAAGCCUGUGGAUACCACAUCUUCGGACAAAUCCGAGCGCGAUGGGAUUACUCUAUCCGGACUCCUCAAUGUCCUUGACGGCGUCGCUGCCAGCGAAGGUCGGAUCCUCGUCAUGACCACGAAUCAUCCGGAAAAGCUAGAUGCCGCACUUCGGCGCGCGGGCCGCGUCGACAUGGACAUUGCGUUCCGAUAUGCCAUCGACGAGGAUAUUGAGAAACUUUUCAAGUCCAUCUAUUCAAUUCAUAAGAACGAAGCCUCUCCCCGAAGUUCCAAGCGGUGGUCCAAAAGUAUAAAUGGGGACGCAGGAAUCAAACAAGAAGCUCGCACCGACAAGGCUCCAACCAAGCAAUACACCGAAGAAGAACAACAAAGACAGACAGAGUUCCGGAAACAGCGUCUCGAUAUGGAGGCUCGAAUAGUAGCCCUUGCUAGGGAAUUUGCGUCUGUAGUACCGAGUGGGGAGCUCUCACCUGCGGAUAUCCAGGGUUAUCUUCUUACGCACAAGAAUGCUCCAGAGGCCGCGGUUAAAGGAGCACCUGCGUGGGUGCAAGAUGUGAUGGAGAAAAAGCAGCGCGCAAAAGAAGAGCUGGAAAAAAGGAUUGCAUCUGAAAGUUCUAUCUAG
This is a messenger RNA of Penicillium macrosclerotiorum, 1770 nucleotides long. Its product is annotated as BCS1 and AAA domain-containing protein. Gene Ontology annotation, molecular function: ATP hydrolysis activity; ATP binding. Gene Ontology annotation, cellular component: mitochondrial inner membrane. The transcript is spliced from 2 exons. NCBI's taxonomy places the organism in Eukaryota, Fungi, Ascomycota, Eurotiomycetes, Eurotiales, Aspergillaceae. Gene Ontology annotation, biological process: protein insertion into mitochondrial inner membrane from matrix; mitochondrial respiratory chain complex III assembly. The coding region runs from base 1 to 1770 and encodes 589 amino acids. The record is from RefSeq and is a predicted model, not a curated record.